AUGGGGCCUGUGCAGCUUCAGCUGUUGCUGAUCUUGGUGCUCUCCGCAGCUGUCUCCGUCCUGGCGAACAUAGCCCUAGCGGGUCCAUACUCUUCAGAUGUCGAAGAAUUUUCACCGUGUGAUGAGAUUGGCAGUCUUUCUAUCGAUUUCAACGUUAAACUCGUCAGUAAGGAUGGCAGAAGUGUUUAUGAAGGUAACAUUACAUUUCCAUACGACUUGGACGACGAGAACUUGCUGACCAACGUAAAGACCUACAUUUGGGGUAGUACUGGUGGAUGGGGCGAAUUCUAUAAUGUGACACAAUACGAUUUUAUACCGUACACGAUGAACAACUUCCCAAACGUCUUCGCGAUUUUCUUCGGUCCCAUGGGCAUCACAGGAAAGCCAGCUCCAGCUGGUACCUACCACAUAGAAAACUUCAGACCUACGGGGUUCAAACUGAAAAAGAUGGAUGCUAUGAUGUUUGGUUACUACAAACUUAUGGCGAUACAGUCCAAAGAUGGUGUUGACCUCGGUUGUCUUCAGUUCAUCGUCUAUGUCAAGGAAGCGCCAGCUGACAAGAGGAGCGGUACGCCGAACAGCGGAUGAAAACAUAUGGAAACAUGAUCAUAAAAAUUAAGUCGCACGCGCAAACGCAUACGUACACGCUGCUGCACAACUAAUAUGAGAUGUUUGUACAGAAAAUAAACGUUCGUUUGACAUACACGCUGUUCGUAUUGUUGCUGUGAAAACAAUAAUGUGGUUUUGUCUUCAAAACUAAUACCAGCCAGCUACAGACACGUUAUUGAUGUAACUAUCGUCGUACUGAUAGAAAGCUGAAAUUUCAACGUCUAAUUCAGAGUUCAACAACACCUUCUGCAAACACCUCUGGCGGGUAUACCAUUAGCAACCAAGCAGAUGAGCAGUGCUGCCUACGAACAAUGUCAAAAAGUUACUAAAUCCAGCUGUUUGCCUGAAAUUUCAUGGAAGAAUUCUACAAAUGCAUAUAUUCUGUUACAUUACUAAGUUUUUCAUUUACGAUCCAUUUAUGUAAUGAAAUGUA
This is a messenger RNA of Schistocerca cancellata (South American locust), 1042 nucleotides long. RefSeq lists its product as uncharacterized. The record is from RefSeq and is a predicted model, not a curated record. Bases 1 to 588 code for a protein of 195 amino acids. NCBI's taxonomy places the organism in Eukaryota, Metazoa, Arthropoda, Insecta, Orthoptera, Acrididae. The transcript has 5 exons.